GCUCGUUUGCAGCUCGAUCGACGGAUCGACGGUUCGACGGAUCGCAACGGAACUUGCUCAGUUGAAAUGCGAACUUGGCGAGAUCCAGACACGACCGUCGGCUAAAUCCAUACUCUUACUCAAAACACUCGAAAUAACCCACAUAGCAGACACUUGACACCCCGUCGUAAUCAAAUUAACACCCACGCACAUGAGACUCUGACUUUGCGCCUUGAUUUGCAUAAUUGACGCUAAUCAACCGCGUCUCGUGCUCGCCAAAAAAGAAGCGCGGUGACAGAAAUACAACUCUCGUACUCGAAAAUAAGAGCCCCCCUCCGCCAUAUGUCGCCGGGCGUACCCUUUGUGUGUGUGUGGAAACCAUUGUGACCAAGUGACAAAAAAAAAGGCAAAGCUAAGGCUAAAUAUAUACAAUUAUGAUCACCAUGAACGAGCUGGUGGAUCUGCGCAUGCAGCAGCACAUCGCGCACGAGAUAUAUCGCCAGCAGAUCAUGCAGCGCAUACCGGAUCCCUUUCCGCCCAUGCUGCCCAUACCCAUGCCCCGCCACGUGAUCAUGCCACCGCGAGUCACCCUGCCCGGCGUGGAGAUGACUCUCCAGAACGACGAUCUCUGGAAGCAGUUUCAUCAAAUUGGCACGGAAAUGAUCAUCACCAAGAGCGGCAGACGCAUGUUCCCCUCGAUGCGCCUCAGUGUUUCCGGCCUGGAGGACGAGACCAAUUACUGCGUGCUCCUCGAGAUGGUGCCUAUAGGUGACUGUCGCUACAAGUUCUCCGGCUCGCAGUGGGUUCCGGCUGGAGGUGCUGAGCCCCAGAGUCCGCAGCGGAUGUAUCUGCAUCCGGAUAGCCCUGCCACUGGAUCUCAUUGGCAGGCGCAGCCCAUACUCUUCAACAAGGUGAAGCUGACCAAUAACACGCUCGACAACAGCGGACAUAUCGUCCUGGCCAGCAUGCACAAGUACCAGCCGCGACUCCAUGUCAUACGCACCGCCGACCUGGCGCAGAUUCCCUGGGCCCCACAGCAGGCCUUUGUGUUCGCCGAGACCGAGUUCGUGGCUGUGACAGCUUACCAGAACGAUCGCAUCACCAAGCUGAAGAUCGACAACAAUCCGUUUGCCAAGGGCUUCCGCGAAACGGGACAGUCGCGCUGCAAGCGCAAGAUGUCUUCAUCGCCAACCGGCGAGGAUCAAGAUCAGUCGCUGUCGCACUCCCAAUCCGAGUCUGACAUGUCGCCGGCGAAGGGCAGUGAGGCAGCGAACCCGAUUCCGAACCCAAAUCCAAAUCCCGAUGGCCAGCAAAUUAAGCGACUGAGAUCAAAUGGCUCCGCCUGCUCCUUAUCUUCAUCGCUGGACGAUCAGUCGGCGCCUGGCGCCAGCUCCUUGGGCCUGGGCUCCCCGCCACUGCCGCCUCAGCCGCCCCAGCUACAUCUUCAGCCCCACCAUCCCCUCCAGGCGCGCAGUGCCUCCAGCGUUUUCAUGCAGCACUUUCAGCAGAAUAUGCAAAGUCUUCUGAGACCCUCGCUGGUGGACCUGGCCUGCACCUACUUCGGACGACCCACCCAGGAAUACGGACCAAGUGGAGGAGCAGGUCUCCCCGCAACCUCUCUGUAUCCCCCUGCCUCCAUUUUGGGACCACAUCCUGGCCUGAACCUGCCGCCUGGUCUUUCUGGCUUGGAUCCCAACUCGGAUGAAUCUGGUGCCGAUGACCUUGAACUGGAUGUGGGCAGUGAAACGACCACAACGACGACGACAGUGGAGCAAUCCACGCAAGAACAACCACCUGGUGAACCGUCUACCAGGAGCAAGGGCUUCAGCAUAUCGGCCAUCCUAGGAGGAGGAAGUUAGAAGAACAAUCAAGGAGAUUUUAAUUUAAGGAAAAUUGGGAUAAACUUUACAAUGGAAUCAUGAAAAGGUUUUUGGUAAUCAAAAGGGAAAUUAAGUGGAAAUAUUAAAGAAAGAACGUUUAAAAUAUACAACAACUUUCAAUAGAACAUUUCAACAUUUUAAAUUAUCCCAUUUGUUCUUGUUCCAAAUACAUUAUUCAUGAUUUAAGAUAAUGUUUUUCUUUAGUUCGCUGUACUCAUCUUGAUAUUAUAGUAUAAAAAUCUUAGCCUGAUUAGUUACUAAGCCAAACUAAAUGUUAAGCCAUUAAAGUUACACUAACAUAAGA
Molecule: messenger RNA, 2163 nt
Organism: Drosophila kikkawai
Lineage: Eukaryota; Metazoa; Arthropoda; Insecta; Diptera; Drosophilidae
Gene: Doc2
Product: Dorsocross2
Biological process (GO): heart development; regulation of transcription by RNA polymerase II; cell fate specification
Cellular component (GO): nucleus
Molecular function (GO): DNA-binding transcription factor activity, RNA polymerase II-specific; RNA polymerase II cis-regulatory region sequence-specific DNA binding
Source: RefSeq, a predicted model, not a curated record